AUGGCCAUGCCUGCGGCUGCGGCCGGGCCAGCGGGCGCUGCGGGCCCGCCGAGCACUGUGGACCCCAGGGAGCCCAGAGGCGAUGACCCGCACCGGCGACCCACGCUGCAGCUCCGGGAAGGAGCCGAGGCCAAAGUUCGCCGAGGCUACCCGUGGCUGCCGUCCAAGGCAGUGCGCAACCCGGAGGCUUUACAGGCCUUUACGCCUUGCCUCGUCAACGUCGAGGCCACGGAUGGCGACGUGCUCGGGGUGGCACUGUACAGCGGGCUCGGUUCCAUCGCAGCCCGCAUGCUGUGCACCACCGCAUAUGUGCGCAUCGACGCUGCCUUUUUCGCAGCGCGAUUGCAGAAAUGCCUCGCCUAUCGUGAGAGGCUCUUUCCGGAGCCGUUCUACCGCUUGGUCCACGGAGAGGCAGAUGGUCUCCCUGGCCUGAUGAUCGAUCGCUAUGCGGAUCAUGUAGUCAUUGCGCCGGCUGCCGGCAUGGAUUUGGUUUUGUGGCCCCUUGUCGAUGCAUUGGAGGAGGUCUUGAAGCCCAAGGUGGUCAUCAUCCGUCAAGACACGCUCGGGCGGAAACGCGAGGGCGCAGCGCUGCGGCGGGAGGUGCUCUCGGGCCGCUACGUGGGCCCCACGGAGCUGCGGGAGAAUGGCGUCUCAUUUGCAGUCGAUCUUCUCAGUGGCCAGAAGACUGGUUGGUAUUAUGACCAGCGUGACCACCGGACGUUGUUGGCAUCUCUGGUCGCGAAUACUCCUCGAGUGCUGGACGUCUACAGCUAUGUCGGCGGCUUCGGCGUCACGUUGGCGCACUAUGGUGCGGAGUCAGUGGUUUGUGUGGACAGCAGCGAGGCCGCUCUGGAGCUUUGCCGGCGGAGCGCUGCGAUGAACUCCGUGUCGCCACGGGUCAGGCAGGUGCAGGGCGACGCGAUGAAGUUCUUACAGGAGCACACUGGGCAAGAUGCUGCCAACAGAGGUGACGACACGGAGUUUGAUCUCGUGAUUGUGGACCCUCCUAACCUGGGAGUGGAUCGCAUGGGUGCACCGAAGGCGCUUCGGCACUACGAGAAGCUGCUGAACUCGGCCGCGCAGCUCUGCGCCUCUCCGGGCUGGCUCUUCGUGGCCUCCUGCACUUACAGCAUAGGCGAGCGCGAGCUCUCUGGCGCGGCGAGCCGUGCCCUGGCUUGGGCUCAGAGAGAGUACCGGCUGGCGGCCACAAGCCGCCAGGCUGCCGAUCAUCCUGGUCAUUUGAUGCUGCCAGAGUCGCAGUACCUGAAGGGCGAGCUCCUCGCAGCGCUUGCGCCGCAGCUCGAGGCGCGGCUUUCCUCCGACGGCUUUCGAGCCAGAGACCUGGCGAAGGUCUGCAAAGCCUACAGCGCCCUCCGCUUCCAUGAUGCGGCACACAUCUCGGCCUUAGUCGCCUGCUGCAGGUUCACGCUGGACGAGGCCUCGGCGGCAGAUCUCGCGCAGCUCGCGGAAGCGGCGAUGCGAGGCGGCGUGAGGGACGCGGACGCCUUCCUCAAGGAGGCUGCGAUGCUCGCGAGCAAGCGGGCGGCCUUCAUGCUGCCCUUCGAGAUGGGCCUCUGUGCAGUCACAUUUGGACCUUCUGCAGCCGACUUCCUGGCUAAGAGCCCUUCGAGUGAGCUCGCAGCAAUGGAGGCGGCGGUGGCGUCAGCAGAGCUGCUCCAUGCCAUUUGCCGUGCGGCUGCUUCUGCAGCUCCGAGGCUUCAGCCACACCAGGUGGCCGCCGUUUUGGAGGGCUGCGCCAGUUGGCGCCUGGGCCUGCCAGCAGCACCUCUGGCAGCACUGGCGGCAGCAGUGUCGGCACCGGCACAUCUCACGGCCAGCGCGCUUCAGAGCCUCGUCCUGCUCUUGCCCGCUUCCACGGCGGAGCUUCCGGAAGCAGCGUCAAAGACACUUCAGGGCCCACUACGCCUGGACAGCGAGCGGCAGGAGACGGCGGCUGCGGAACAGGAGGUGCCGGACUCAGGCCUACAGGCCCAGCGGGUCGGGAUAACCUCAAAGACCAAGUCGCGACGCCAAAGUAUUGCAGCCAUGGCGGCUGCUGCAGAGGUCUUGCAUGCCUUCAGAGAGCGGGCCUUGACGAUUGCGCAGCUCCGUGCAGUUCUGCAGCGAGUGGUUCCAGAUCUCGACGAUGACACCAUGCACGACUUGCUGGAGCACGCCGGUCAGCCAACCGAAGAUGGCGAACUCGCGCGCAUCCCCGACUUUUGCAACUACCUGUUCGACCAGUGUUUGGGUCACGAGUUCCGUGGAGUCAGCGUUGCGCAUUUGCGCGACUCCUUGCUCCCUGAGGUGCUGCGCUGUGGCCUGCACGUCGAUGCGCGAGUCUACGAGAUUGAGCCUCUCAUCAUUCGGCCCAAGGGCGCUGCAGUCCGAUGCCCACGUGAUGGCAGGUUAGGCGCGGCUUAUGUCGACAGCAUCUUCGGAAGCCAGAAUGCAGGAGGCGCCGCCUACAUGCUGAGCUACACUUGGGGCUACAAGGUCAAGGACAUAGUAGAGACCUUGACGGAUUUCUGCUUCGCACGCGAGAAGCGGCCAGAGGAGACCUACCUUUGGAUCUGCUGCCUGUGCAUCAAUCAACAUCGCGUCAAAGAGGCCCAGGCAUCCGGCGAUGUCGUGCCCUUUGAGGACUUCGAGAAGGCUUUUGGUCAGCGAGUGUCGGGCAUCGGACACAUCGUUGCUAUGAUGGCUCCCUGGCAUGAGCCCAUGUACAUUUCGCGCAUAUGGUGUGACUUCGAGAUGUUCACGGCGAAGCAUGUGGCUGCAUCGCAGGUGACUAUCGUGAUGCCGCCGCGGGAGGCCGAGGAUCUUCGCCAGGAGUUGGUCAGCGGCCAAGGCGUCAAAGCUGUGUGGAACGUGCUUUCACGACUCGACGUGGAGACAGCCCAGGCCUCUGUAACCAGAGAUCGGGAGCUCAUUUUGCAGAUGAUUCAAGAUGGCCCUGGAGCACAUAAGCUCAACACGGUAAUCGCGGAGCAUUUGAAAGACUGGAUUUUGGAAGCCUGCGAAGGACACCUGCUCCACGCACUUCGUGACGGUGCAGCAUCGGUUGCCGUAGCGAAUCUCUGUAGCGAGGUUGGGGGCCUCCUCUCAGACAUGGGAUAUCUGGAGAGAGCACACUUCGUGAUGGAGGAGGGGCUGAGGCUCCACGAAAGCGGCGGUACUUUGGGGUCCAGUGCUGGCGCGGACUUGCUGGCCAACCUGGGUGAGAUUCAUGAGAAGCAGGGAGAUCUUGAUGGUGCUGCCGAAUUCUAUGAGCGGGCCUCGCUGUGCUUUGCGGCGACCUUGGCUCCAGUGCCCUUGGACUAUGCAGCUCUGAAGCGACGCCAAGGACGACUCCUUGGGGUGCGAGGUGACUUGGAGGGAAAGCUGAAGCUUUACGAGGAGGCGCGGCGCAUCUGCGAGUUGGCCAAUGCACUGGAAUCCACUGAAGGGACCGUGCUCCUCUCCUCCAUCGGCGCCGCGAAGCGGCAGGCAGGCGACAUGGAGGGCGCCGUGCAAGCCUACGAGGAAGCACUCGGCAUCCAUGAGCGGCUAGAAACACUGGAGUCGCCGGAGGGCGCCACGCUGCUCUCGAACAUCGGUGUGGCGCGGCUGCGGCAGAGGAAGAAGAAAGCCGCGAAGCAGGCUUUCGAGCGAGCGAUGGCCAUUCGAGAAAAGACUGGGACCUUGGAAACGUCGGCCGGAGCCACGCUGCUCACGAACAUUGCGGAUGUCCAGGAGCUCUUCGGAGACGCCGAGGGUGAGCUCAGGCUCUACCUGCAGGCCAAGGACAUUCGUGAGAAGACGGGCACCUUGGACUCCUCGGCCGGAGCGGUGGUCCUGUCGCACAUCGGGAGCAUCUAUGCGAAGCGAGGAGAUCGCAAAGAAGCUCUCUCGUGGUAUGCUCGGGCGCGGGAUGCUCGAGAGAAGUCCGAGACAUUGGAAACCGAUGCGGGUGCCAAGUUGUUGGCGAAAACGGCGGAGUUGCUGAGCCAGGAGGACCGGCCCGCGGCGGUGGCCCUCUUGGAAGAGGCUUGGUCAAUCCGAAAGCGCUCCGAGACCUUGCACUCCGAAUCAGGUGUGAAGCUCCUGUCCUCCCUUUGCAGCCUUCGUGGGGAUUUGGGAGAGUACGAAGCAGCGGAGGAGGCUUGGGAGGCAGCAAGAGAACUUGUGGAAGCCAUGGGCGACAGCUCGACGAUGCCCGAAGUAAGGCUCCUGGAACUGCGCGGAGACCUUCGCCGCCAGCGAGGGGAUGCGAAGGGUAGCUUCGAGGCCUGGAGCGAAGCCGCCUCGAUGCGCUCGGUGCUUGGCAAGGUCACUGGAGCGCCUGCGGCAGAUCUCUACGUGAGGCUCGCGGCCGUUUGCGAGGAAUUGGGAGAGAUUGCGCUGUCGGAGGAUUAUCAGGACCAAGCUCUUCAGGCCAGAUCCAAGCACACGCCGAAGAGCCAGAAGGUCAACAACCUGAACAACACCCAAUCGUCCUGGACCUCGGAGGCUUGGCCAACUUCACCUUAG
This is a messenger RNA of Symbiodinium sp. CCMP2592, 4512 nucleotides long. The record is from the annotation of a GenBank genome assembly. Lineage: Eukaryota; Dinophyceae; Suessiales; Symbiodiniaceae.